AUGAAAGGCGGUAACUUUUCAAAUAAAAAGCAGAGCGGUGGUAGUUCUUACCACAAUUCUAACCGUUCCCAUGCGACAUCUCAAGCUAUGUUUGCCGAAAGUCCUGAAACUUUAGCAUCUUUUACUGAUCGUCAAGAUUAUUUGUUCGUUAACAGUAUUGGUUCUGAAGUAACUGCAACUUUGUUUUCAGGGACUAAGUUUUCAGGUAUCUUAUCUGCCUACAAUCCAGAAUCAAAAGAAGGAAUUGAAAUUGUCCUAAAAUUUCCAAAACUAGUCGAUGUUGGUUUUUCCGAUAUUGACACUAAGGACUCUGAGACAAAAUUGGGAGAAACUUUACUAUUCCAUGGGAAAGAUGUUGCUGAGCUUGAAUUAAACAACAUUUCCUUUAGUUUGGAUGAGAAAUAUGAACAAGCUAACAAAAAAAGGGAAAUUAUUUCUCAACAACCAAUAAAACAACAGAAUACAACAAGUCACACUGAACAAUCAUCAAAAUUCAAGACUGACGUUGACAUUUCAAAAUCAGCACCAAAGAUUAAAGAACGUGAACUUCAAAAAUGGGCACCAGAGGCUGAUGAUAGCUCUGCUUUGAACCAGGGCCUGGAUGACGGUUCUUCGAAUUGGGAUCAAUUUGCUGUCAAUGAAAAGAAAUUCGGUGUUACUUCUUCAUAUGAUGAGCAUUUCUACACUACCAAGAUUGAUAAGAGUCAUCCAGAAUAUAGAAAAAGACUGCAAGAAGCUGAAAAAUUGGCAAAAGAAAUUGAAUCUCAAGGCUCUUCCAAUAUCCAUGUUGCUGAAGACAGAGGUCUAAUUAUCGACGAUUCUGGAAUGGAUGAGGAAGACAAGUAUUCUGGUGUUGAUAGACGAGGGGAUGAAUUAUUAGCAGCAUUAAAAUCGAACACAAAGCCGAUAGAAAACAAACCAAGUAAAUAUGUUCCCCCAACUUUAAGACAUCAACCUCACCAUAUUGAUCCUGCAAUCAUUUCAUCAGUUACUGAACAGUCUACUGUAGGUGCUCCAGCAUCUACUAUGAAGGCUGGACCAACUUUGAACACAAAGAAUAUUGAAGGUAAAAGUGAUAGUACCAAGAUUUCAUACUCAAAUGUUGUUAAGAAUGGCAUUCAAAAAACUAUUUACUCUGUUGGAACUUCUACCAAAGAGAACUUUAAUUCUAAAGAAACACAAAUUGAAGAUUUAAAAAAGUUUUCUCAAAAAUUUAAAGUUCCUUUCAAAGUUCCUGAAGAUAUGAAGGAAGUUGUUAAAAAGAGUGAAGAACCAAAGGAUUCAAAUAGUACCAAGGGUAGUUCCAAAGCAUCAUCUUCUGGUAAAGGAACUGACGGGAAACGUCCAUCUAUUUCCUCAAGAAGACGUCAUGCUACUAUCUUUUUUGGAAGCCAAGGUUUGCCACACUCUAAUAAUCGCAAGAAGGAGAUUUUUAAUAAUAAUUUCAAUAUGUUUGAAAGUGCGAAGGCCUCAUAUGAUAAAAAUAUUGAAAAAGCAGAAAGUGAAAUGGGCAAGGAAGAAAAAAUCAUGCAACCGUUCAUAAUAGAAAAACCCUACUUCACUGCUCCAACUUGGGAAAGUACUAUCGAAAAAUCUCACAAAGCAUUAUUCCCUGAUGAAAGAGUACUCGUCCAGAAAGCCCAAAUGAGAUUACAACAAAGACAAAUGAGAUCGUAUGACCCUAAUAUGGGCAAUCACCAAAUGCAGAUGGCUAUGGGUGGUAUGAUUGGUUAUCCAAUGUCUACUGCUGGAAUAAAUCCCCUCAUGAAUGGUGGUAUGAGUAUGUAUGUCCCAAUGCAACAACCAAUGAUGUAUCCUGGAAUGGUUCCUCAGAUGGUGGGUGUGAUGGGUUCUUCCGGAAAAGAAGGAGCGAAAGGAAUGUCACCACAACAACAGUACCAGUCAUUAGGCUAUGGUGGGCCAGCACCUGUCCAUCUUGGUAACCCGUAUAUGUACCAAGGCGGUAUGACAUUUAAUCAAGGUAUGGCAGGGCAUUCACAACCUCAAAAUUCUCACUACAAACCAAAUAGCCACCACAACAGCAACUUCAACCGUCAUAAUAAUAACAAUAACAUUUAUUACUAUAACAAUAAUAAUUAUAAAAACAAUAAUAACUCACAUUACAAUAAUCAUUACCGUAACAACAACGCUAAUGGACACCCUACUAAAAAUCAAGGAAAUGGUUCAGAAUCAAAUAAAAAUUCCAAUACACAAGAACCAACAUCAAAAAAUGUUAAUGAAUGA
Messenger RNA from Tetrapisispora phaffii CBS 4417, 2244 nucleotides. RefSeq names its product Pbp1p (gene PBP1). Gene Ontology annotation, biological process: cytoplasmic stress granule assembly. Gene Ontology annotation, cellular component: cytoplasmic stress granule. Gene Ontology annotation, molecular function: RNA binding. The record is from RefSeq and is a predicted model, not a curated record. The transcript has a single exon. Lineage: Eukaryota; Fungi; Ascomycota; Saccharomycetes; Saccharomycetales; Saccharomycetaceae. Bases 1 to 2244 code for a protein of 747 amino acids.